This is a messenger RNA of Triticum turgidum subsp. durum (durum wheat), 693 nucleotides long. The record is from the annotation of a GenBank genome assembly. NCBI's taxonomy places the organism in Eukaryota, Viridiplantae, Streptophyta, Magnoliopsida, Poales, Poaceae.
AUGAUGGAGAGGGCCGAGGACUUAGGGCUCAGCCUCAGUCUCAGCUCGUCGCUUACUCCUCGCACCCACCAUGUCGCCAUGCAGCUCCAUGCUCCAGAGAGGAGAUUCCUGGAGAUGCCACUGCUUCCUGCGAAGCGGGUCUGCGAGGUCUCUGCGGAUGAGGAGCGCUCCAGCCAGCGUGGCGGCAGCGACGACGAGGACGGCGGCUGCGGCAUGGAUGGCUCCCGCAAGAAGCUCCGGUUGUCCAAGGACCAGUCCGCCGUGCUCGAGGACAGCUUCCGGGAGCACCCCACUCUGAACCCGAGGCAGAAGGCAGCCUUGGCACAGCAGCUGGGCCUGCGGUCGCGGCAGGUGGAGGUGUGGUUCCAGAACAGGCGCGCAAGGACGAAGCUGAAGCAGACGGAGGUGGACUGCGAGUUCCUGAAGCGCUGCUGCGAGACGCUGACGGAGGAGAACCGGCGGCUGCAGAAGGAGGUGCAGGAGCUCCGCGCGCUCAAGCUCGUCUCCCCGCACCAGUACAUGCACAUGUCCCCGCCCACCACCCUCACCAUGUGCCCCUCCUGCGAGCGUGUCUCCAACAACAACAACACCAACAACAACAACAACAACAACAACAACACCGCGGACCGCCGCAACGGUGUCGAGGGCGCCAUCUGCCACCGCCCCAUCGCCGUCCGGCCGCAGCACUCAUGA